This is a messenger RNA of Malus domestica (apple), 582 nucleotides long. The record is from RefSeq and is a predicted model, not a curated record. NCBI's taxonomy places the organism in Eukaryota, Viridiplantae, Streptophyta, Magnoliopsida, Rosales, Rosaceae.
CUAUUACCUGCUAAUAGAAUUGGGUUUAAUUUGCAAAUGUAGCUUGAUUUAAACUCUAUCACCCAACAGAAGAAAUAUUUUGCCUUAACUGAAUUGCUAGCUCUCAGUGGGUUUGAGUGGAAUGAAGAGAAAAUGAUGUUGGCUUGUGAGAAAAGUGCGUAUGACGAGGCUACGAAGGGUAAAAAGGAUGCAAGUGGAUUGUACGAUAAGCCUUUUCCGCACUACCACAGUUUGGGAGAGAUUUAUGCAAAAGAUCGUGCUAUGGGUGCAAAUGCUGGUAACGCUGAUGACGAUGAAGAAGAAGUUAGACUUGAAGAUGCCAAUGUCAAUCAACAUGAAGGUGAGGAUGAAAGUGGAAAUGACUUUGAUACUUCUUUCUCAGUACCAAAUACCCAACAAGAAAGGAAUGCAGAAAGUAACACAUCAAACAUUAGUCGCAAAAGGACAAGAGUAGCGGAUGAAAUGGCCAAGCAAUUCUCUAUUAUGGCUAAAGCUAUUGCCGAUGUGGGACCUAAGAUUGAUGGUCUAGUUCAUGCACUGUCAACCGAUAUAAAUCUGACCGAAAUGCAACAAAAAACUUGA